UUCCCAAGAUUCAUAAGUUACGGGAAUCGAUAACUUCACGGGCACACGGACAGCGCAAGUGCCGUUUGUCAUCUUCCAACUCCCCACGUGUCCAAAUCCCACUGGUCCAUACGUGGACCCCGUUUCCCGCACGUCACCAGGAUAAGUUGCCCCGUGGAUGGCUCGACCAAAACCUGGAGAGAGAGGAAGAGAGCGCCUGCGUGUCAGUCUCUGUUAGUUGUUAGCAAGUCAGCAGCGGAAGAAAUGGAGGCGAUACGAUGGAGGCUAUUGCCACUGCUAACACUUCUCGCUUCUUUUCUACUCUUUUUCUAUUUCCAAAAUCCCUCAAAGCAAUAUCAGAAAAACUGCAGCCUGCUUCCUUACCAACAUUACUGGAUAACCAGCAAGCGCAUCGUGACGCCUCACGGGGUCAUUUCUGGAGCAGUUGAGGUAAAGGAGGGGAAGAUUGUCUCCAUUGUUAAAGAAGAGGAAAAGAAUGGGAAAACCAAGUUGGAGAAUGUAAUUGAUUAUGGAGAGGCUGUGGUCAUGCCUGGCUUGGUUGAUGUGCAUGCACAUCUUGAUGAUCCUGGAAGAGCUGAAUGGGAAGGAUUUCCAUCAGGGACCCAGGCUGCUGCUGCUGGUGGGAUAACUACAUUGGUUGACAUGCCUCUAAAUAGUGAUCCAUCCACUGUCUCCAGAGAGACUUUGCAGCUCAAGAUUAAGGCCGCGGAGAGCAGAAUUUACGUCGAUGUUGGUUUCUGGGGAGGUCUUGUUCCUGAAAACGCAUUCAACACAUCUGCUCUUGAGGAUUUGUUAAAUGCUGGUGUUCUUGGUUUGAAGUCUUUCAUGUGUCCAUCAGGGAUCAAUGACUUUCCUAUGACAAAUUCCAGUCAUAUUAAGGAGGGACUGUCUGUACUGGCAAAAUAUAGGCGGCCUUUACUUGUACAUGCAGAGAAACAACUAGAUCUUGAAAGCGACUUGGGAGUUGAAGGUGGUAGUAACAAUGCUCGUUCUUAUUCGACGUAUCUCAAGACAAGGCCAGCUUCAUGGGAAGAGGCAGCUAUUAGGGAUCUCUUGACCUUGACAAAGGACACAAGGAUUGGUGCCCCAGCGGAAGGAGCUCAUCUUCAUAUUGUUCACUUGUCUGACUCAAGCUCUUCAUUAGAUCUUAUUAAGGAUGCAAAAAGUGGUGGUGACAGUGUAACUGUGGAGACAUGCCCCCACUACUUAGCAUUCUCAGCAGAAGAGAUUCGGGAUGGAGAUACUCGUUUUAAGUGUUCUCCACCCAUCCGUGAUGCAGCCAACAAGGAAAAACUGUGGGAGGCUUUGUUGGCAGGACAUGUUGACAUGCUAAGCUCUGAUCAUUCACCAACUCUGCCGGAACUUAAGCUUCUUGAUGAUGGAGACUUCUUAAGGGCUUGGGGUGGCAUAUCAUCUUUGCAGUUUGUUCUUCCUGUGACAUGGUCAUAUGGCCAGAAAUAUGGAGUGACUUUAGAACAGUUAGCUUUAUGGUGGAGUGAAAGGCCCGCCACGCUUGCCGGACAAGAAUUGAAGGGGGCAAUUGCAAUUGGGAACCAUGCAGAUAUGGUAGUGUGGGAUCCAGAUGUGGAGUUUGACCUUGAUGAUGACCCUGUUUACCUCAAGCAUUCUGGGAUUUCAGCCUACAUGGGAACAAAGUUAUCUGGAAAAGUUUCAGCUACUUUUGUAAGAGGAAACCUUGUCUUCAAAGAGGGAAAGCAUGCUCCGGCAGCAUGCGGCGUUCCGAUUCUGGCAAAAUGUGAGUUUGUGAAUAGGAUGGAGGCUGGUUACAACACUGAUUUCCAAAAGGUGUUUGAUUUGAUUCUGAAAGUGCCCGUGAAGGGGAAUUUGAAGCCGGAGGACAUGAUAAAGAGGGUGUUUGUGUUCAGCGACAUGGAGUUUGAUGAGGCUUCGUCGUCUAGCAGCUGGGAGACUGAUUACGCUGUGAUACAGAAGAAGUUUGAGAAUCAAGGGUAUGGGAAUGCGGUGCCGCGGAUUGUGUUUUGGAAUCUGAGGCACUCCAAGGCGACGCCGGUGACCGGGACACAAUCCGGAGUGGCUCUGUCGAGUGGCUUCUCUAAGAAUUUGCUCAAGCUCUUCUUGGAUAAUGACGGGGAAGUUCAACCGGACCUGGAAGCUGCCAUAUCCGGCCAAGAGUAUCAGAAGCUGAACGACGCCAUGUUCAACUCGUUGAAUCCACUCGUUCACUCUCUUACUCCUCCAUUGAAACUCAGCAGCAACCUCUUCUUCAUCUCCGUCCCCAAACCUUCGAACCUCUUUGCCAGAGCCCUCAAACCCGCCACCGAUAACUUCUCGCUUUCCUACUCGCCCGAGUCACCGCCCAACCAACUCAGCCUCGCGCAUUCCCUCCAAUCCGAAACCCUAGAAAUCCUAGAAUGGGCCUCGGUCUGCAAGCAGCUCUCGGCGUUGGCGUCCACCGCCAUGGGCUUCUCCGCCGCGCAGGAGGCCCACAUUCCCGUCGGCCGGUCCAAGGAGGAGAGCCAGAAGCUUCUCGAUCAGACGACCGCGGCGGUGGAUGCCAUCACGAUGGCCGGUUCUCCGCCGUCCGAUUUCUCGGCCAUCGAGAACGUCUCGGACAUCGUGAGCUCCGCUGUUUCAGGCAAAUUGCUUAGCAUCAACGAGCUCUGCGCUGUGCGUAGGACGCUGAACGCCGCGAAGGGAUUGUUCGAAAAAUUGAAGGGCUUGGCUUUGAGUGCAGAUUGUACAGACAGGUACUUGCCCCUGCUUGAAAUACUUGACGAUUGUGAUUACCUAGUGGAGCUGGAGAAAAUGAUAGGAUUGUGCAUAGAUUGCAAGCUUUCAAUAAUUGUUGACACAGCUAGUGAAGACCUGGAGAUCAUUAGGUCAGAAAUGAAGAGUAACAUGGAAAAUCUGGAUUCUUUGUUGAAGGAAGUGUCAACCCAGAUUUUUAAAGCUGGUGGCAUUGACAGUCCUUUGGUGACUAAGCGCAGGGCUAGGAUGUGUGUGGGUGUUAGGGCUACUCACAAACAUUUGCUUCCAGGUUGCAUAGUUUUGGAUGUUAGUAGUUCUGGCGCAACAUACUUUGUGGAACCCAAAGAGGCUGUGGAGUUGAAUAACAUGGAAGUGAGGCUUUCAAAUGCUGAGAGGGCUGAGGAAAUAGGCAUUUUGAGCUUCCUUACAUCGGAAAUUGCAAAAUCAGAAACACCGAUAAUGUAUUUGUUAGAUAAAGUUCUAGAAGUGGAUCUUGCUUUUGCUAGAGCUGCUUAUGCUCUACGGAUGAAUGGGGUAUGCCCAAUUUUUAGUUCCAAGGAUUGCCAGGACUUAGAUUCUGGUGGCGCCAGUUUAGCGACAUCUGUAGAUAUAGAAGGACUACAACAUCCAUUGCUGCUUGAGCCAUCUCUUAGAAAUUUAUCUGACGUUCUUGCAUCCAGUUCUAGAAAUCACCUUUCCUCCGAUGACGUUAAUGGUUUAAAAAUGAUUACUGGAAGUUUAUCUGGUCGUGCAUCUGAUUUUCCAGUGCCAAUAGACAUCAAAAUUGGAUGUGGCACCAGAGUGGUUGUAAUCUCAGGACCUAAUACUGGAGGAAAAACAGCUUCCAUGAAAGCUUUGGGCCUGGCAUCUCUCAUGUCGAAGGCUGGCAUGUACCUGCCUGCUAAAAAUCACCCAAAGCUUCCAUGGUUUGAUCUUGUUCUAGCCGAUAUUGGAGAUCACCAGUCUCUUGAGCAAAAUCUCUCAACGUUUAGUGGGCACAUAUCGCGGAUCCGUAAUAUUUUGGAAGUGGCUUCAAAAGAAUCACUUGUCCUCAUUGAUGAAAUUGGCAGUGGAACCGAUCCUUCAGAAGGUGUUGCUCUUUCUGCCAGCAUCUUGCUAUAUCUCAAAGGCCAUGUUAACUUAGCUGUCGUGACUACUCAUUAUGCGGAUUUAAGUCGCCUGAAAGAAAAGGAUAAUCAGUUUGAAAAUGCAGCCAUGGAAUUUUGUCUAGAAACCUUACAACCUACUUAUCGGAUCCUAUGGGGAAGUACUGGUGAUUCAAAUGCAUUGAGUAUUGCUAAAUUGAUUGGUUUUAAUCAACGCAUAAUUGAACGUGCACAAAAAUGGGUGGAGAGGUUAAUGCCCGAAAAGCAACAGGAGCGAAAAGGUUUGCUAUAUCGGUCAUUAAUAGAGGAAAGAGGCAGACUAGAAGCUCAGGCAAAAAUGGCUGCAUCACUUCAUUCAGAUAUCAUGGAUCUUUAUCGUGAGAUCCAAGAUGAGGCAGAAGAUCUUGAUAAGCGCAAGAGAGCUCUUAUGGCAAAGGAAACCCUACAGGUUCAGAAAGAAGUGAAGACUGCAAAAUCUCAAAUGGAAUCUGUGCUGAACGAGUUUGAUAACCAACUCAAAACUGCUGGUGCUGAUCAGUUGAAUUUGCUGAUUAGGAAAUCAGAAGCUGCAAUUGCAUCUGUUAUUAAGGCUCAUUGUCCUGAUGAUGAUUUGUUGGUUAGUGAGACAUCUACCGCUUCAUACACACCCCAACCUGGGGAGCAAGUCCAUUUGAAGAGACUGGGAGAUAAGUUAGCUACUGUUGUUGAAACACCUGGAGAUGAUGGGACAGUCCUUGUACAAUACGGUAAAAUAAAGGUUCGCUUGAAGAAGAAUGACAUCAGAGCUGUUCCUAGUAUUGAGAAGAAUCCAAUGACAAAUUCUGCCCCACGUUUGAAGCAGCAGGCUUCGCAGAGUCGUACUGGGGAAACCGAAAGCGGGGAGGUCGCUUAUGGUCCAGUGAUACAAACGUCAAAGAACACCGUGGAUCUCCGUGGCAUGAGGGUGAAGGAAGCUUCUGACCUCCUGGACAUGGUCAUCUCUGCUAGACAAUCUCAAUCAGUUCUCUUUGUCAUACAUGGGAUGGGCACAGGGGUUGUUAAAGAGCGAGCACUUGAGAUUUUGAAAAACCAUCCACGAGUAGCCAAGUAUGAACAAGAAAGUCCAAUGAAUUAUGGUUGUACAGUUGCUUAUAUCAAGUAAAACGACACUCAACUGAUCUGCGAACAUUGUCUUACAGUCAUACUACAUGGGUAAACCAGCAUCCAGACAUAGUCACUCAUUCUUUUCGAUCUUCAUGUAAAUUCUUUUUUCGGCACUGACUAGUUUUAGUGUUAUGCUGGGUCAAAGUACCCUCACAAUUUUGUAAAAUUGUACCCAGCAAUCUAUUUGAUAGGAUUUUGUCCA
Prunus avium (sweet cherry) is the source of this 5181-nucleotide messenger RNA. RefSeq names its product allantoinase (gene ALN). Gene Ontology annotation, cellular component: cytoplasm. Gene Ontology annotation, molecular function: zinc ion binding; allantoinase activity; cobalt ion binding. Gene Ontology annotation, biological process: purine nucleobase catabolic process; allantoin catabolic process. The record is from RefSeq and is a predicted model, not a curated record. Lineage: Eukaryota; Viridiplantae; Streptophyta; Magnoliopsida; Rosales; Rosaceae.